This is a messenger RNA of Arabidopsis thaliana (thale cress), 606 nucleotides long. RefSeq names its product polari (gene PLS). Bases 401 to 511 code for a protein of 36 amino acids. The transcript has a single exon. Lineage: Eukaryota; Viridiplantae; Streptophyta; Magnoliopsida; Brassicales; Brassicaceae. The record is from RefSeq and is marked reviewed.
GUAUCGCAUUUGUUUCAAGUUUUUUUUUCUAUAAUGUUUCUUCGAAAUCCAUGAUCAUAUAGUAUAUAAGAAGCAUGUAUUUAUAAUGUUCCACUUAAUAUAUUAGUAUUGGAGACUAAAGCGAACAUAUAAAACCCAAAUAAACCUUUCUUUAAGUUUUAUUAAAAGUCUAAACACUUGAUUUGUGUUUUAGUUUGGGUAGUAGUGAGAAAAGAAAAAUAAAUAAUCAAAAAGAUUAAAGAAGAAAGAAUUUGAAAGCAAGGAACACGAAAUCCGAAGAGCGAGGGGAGCGAAGACAGUCCACGUAGCUGCAGAGAGAAAGAGAAGAGCACGUGAGGCACACGUUCCUUGUGUAAGACUUGUUGUGGUGAUGUUGGCGCAGUGUCUCACUGAAACAUGAAUGAAACCCAGACUUUGUUUUAAUUUCAGGCGAAGGUCCAUUUCUCCAUGUUAUAUAUCAAUCUCUUAUUUAUUAGUAGCAAAAUUGUUUAAACUUUUUAAAAUCCAUUGAUCACCCUAUCAUUUUCAAUAUCUACAUACAAUCUUAUGUCUCGAUAAAGGUUUAUCUUUAUCUUAUUAUGCAAUACAUAUCCCUCCCAUUUCUAU